AUCAUGUCAGAUUUUGCAUGGAAGUUUUCCCUGUGUAGCGCUCAAUUAUGACGAGAACGUCGGAACCGUGAUCGAGAUGUGCCGGUAGGUAUUCAACGAGCAGGUAAGGCAUGAGCUGUGGCAAUGAUCUUGAAUUGUAUCUCUCUCUUCCUUCAUCCCCAUGCCCAAUUAGCGACCAGAACAACUAAAUCAGGUACCAAUAUGACACCCACGAUCCGCAUGUUGGUCCUCGAGACCGACGAGCCUCAUCCCAGAACAAAAGCGUCAAAAGGCAGCUUCGGCGCCAUGUUCGACACACUCUUCAAAGAAGCUGGGCGCAUCCACAGUCCGCCUCUCAGCGUCGAGACUGAAAUGAAAUAUGUCGUCGAAGAACCGCCCAAGCAUAAAGGUCACGUCCCCCUGACGUCAGAAAUUUCAGAAGACAUCAGCGCAUUUUGAUCACAGGAAGCAUGUACGACGCACAUGGCGACAAUCCGUGGAUUCUCAAACUGAUUGACCUGCUUCGCCAACUAUGGCAGGAGCGGCCCCAUCUACGCUUCAGCGGCGUCUGCUUCGGCCACCAGAUCCUUUCUCGCGUGCUGGGCGCGCAAGUAGAGCCUCAUCCCAGCGGUGACUGGGAACUCGCCCAUACAGAACUCGACCUGACAAAUCGGGGCAAGGAACUAUUCCGGACGGACCGUCCUACCAUAGAGCUCCACCAGAUGCACCAGGACCAUGUGACGACCGUGCCGUCGUCCGAGAGCACCGACCUGCUGUCGCCGCAAGACCGAGUCCACGUCUGGGCGACGACGAAUCACACACAAAUCCAGGGCAUGUACCUACGCGAUCGCCUAUUCACGAGUCAGGGCCACUUAGGCUUCGACGAGAAGACAGUCCGCACCCAAGUGGACAUGCGGAUUGAGAACGGCGGGAUCAAAGAUUCGCGAUUCGCCGAGGAGCGCAAGCAGACCGCGGCGCUCAAACAUGACGGGAUCAUGGUUGCGCGUGCUAUUCUGCGGUUCUUCCACGGUGAAGAUCGGGAUAUUGAAUAAACCAUAUGAUAUCCUAAACUAUCUAUCGCCUUUGUUUGUUUGUCUGUCUGACAGCACCAAUCUUACGUGCUCGCCCACCAAAGCCGGCAGUCUAACCGGAUUAUCAUCCCCC
This is a messenger RNA of Exophiala viscosa, 1143 nucleotides long. RefSeq names its product class I glutamine amidotransferase-like protein. Lineage: Eukaryota; Fungi; Ascomycota; Eurotiomycetes; Chaetothyriales; Herpotrichiellaceae. The transcript has a single exon. Bases 450 to 1031 code for a protein of 193 amino acids. Gene Ontology annotation, cellular component: cytosol; nucleus. The record is from RefSeq and is a predicted model, not a curated record.